This is a messenger RNA of Plasmodium vinckei vinckei, 4038 nucleotides long. RefSeq names its product pentafunctional AROM polypeptide, putative. Gene Ontology annotation, biological process: chorismate biosynthetic process. Lineage: Eukaryota; Apicomplexa; Aconoidasida; Haemosporida; Plasmodiidae. Bases 1 to 4038 code for a protein of 1345 amino acids. The transcript is spliced from 5 exons. The record is from RefSeq and is a predicted model, not a curated record. Gene Ontology annotation, molecular function: 3-phosphoshikimate 1-carboxyvinyltransferase activity.
AUGCAAGAAAUAACAUUGAAGGAAAAUAUGCCCAUACACAAUACAUUUCGAGAAUAUAAUGAAUUUAAAUAUGAACAUGUACAUGUAGAAAAUACUCUAUCACCAUUCUUCGAAUCCUUUCAAUUGAAAAGGAGUGACCAUGGAAGUUACAUAAUUAUUAUUGAUUAUAAGAUAGUGCCAAAAAUAAAAAAAAAACUUUUUAAAAUUAUAGCUUUUCUUCUAAACAAUAAAGAAAAUGGAAAGUCAUCACAAAAUGUACUAAAUACAAGUGAUACCAUUACACAGACGAGACAAAAAAAUGAGCAUAAUGAUAUAGGAGACCAAAAAAAUGAGCAUAAUGAUGUAGGAGACCAAAAAAAUGCACACACAAUAUGUAUACAGAUUGAUAAAAAAAAUUAUGAACAAAUCAUGCAAAAUGAAGUUGAAAAAGGACGUAAAAUUCUUGCCGGACAGGAAAAAAAUACAUUCAAUGAAAAUAUACUAAUAAAAAAAUAUCAAAAUAUAAUUAAAGAAAUAGUUGAUAAUGAUAAAAUAAAUAUAUUUGAAAUAGAAACCAUUCGAAUUGUUGUUAUAAGGAUAAACAAAAAAGAUCAAAAAGUUGGCAAACUUGACGAUUUUAUAGAAAUUUUUGAAAAAACUCCCAUUUCAAGCCAAAGUGAAAUAUUUGUUUUUUCAAAUAAAUGGAUGACACACAUUUUACAUGUUCUUCAUAACCAUUUUAAAGUGAUGAAAAUAUAUGCAUUCCCCCUUAGUAUCAGUUCAGCAAUUACAACAACCCAAGAAAUAUCUCGAAUCCCGAAUAGUCUCAUAUCAAUUUACGUGGCUGUGUGUUUACUUUCACCCACAAAUGAAAAGGAGUAUACAUUUGGUUUGACAGAAGCACUAAGACUUGGAAUAUUGAACGAUAAAAAGCUUUAUAUAAAAAUAAAAGAAAAUGAUUUAAAUUAUUUUCAAAAUAGAUUGAAAUAUAUAAUAUAUAAAUGUAUACAAAAUAGAGAAAAUAUAAUACAAAAAUGGCACAAAAAAAGUGUAAAUUAUGUGAAUAUACUUCAUUUUGGUGAUGUUGUAGGAAAUGCAAUAAAAAGUGUAUUUAGUAAAAUGCCAAGUUGUGAAAAUUAUAAAAAUGGAUAUAAUAUUUAUGGAAUUUAUUAUGAAUUAAAAAUAUUACAUGAAAUUCAUAAAAUAAGUAUGCUUUUAUUUCUUGAUAUUGAACAAGUUAUGACAAAAUAUAAUUUAAAUUAUAAAUUAAAUCAAAAUUUUCUUAAUUAUUAUACUAAAGAUAUAAUUAUAUUUUUACACAAAAAAUAUUGUUCUAAAGGGAAUAAUGAAAUUCCUAUUAUUCAUUUAGUAGAUAUAAAUAAAAUAAAACCAGAAGUUAUAGUAAAAGUACCAUUGUCUAUAUUUUGUAAAGUUUUAUCUCCUAUUGUUUCAAUUUCAACAUGUUCAAAUUUUAUGUCAUUAAAUAUGGUUAGUAGAUCCAAAAAAAUAGACAUGAUGAAUGGGCAAAGUUUAAAUUUUUUAUUUAUAAAAAAUGUUGGAAAUAAAUCAGAAACAAUUCGUGUAAUUUAUACUAGUUGUAUGAGUACACAAAGUGUCAUUCUUAAAAAUGUUAAUCUAUGUUUUGAUGUUGCUUUGUUUAUUAAAAUUUUAAAGGAUUUAAAAUUUGAUAUAAGUUUGAAAAAUAAGACAACGAAAAAAUAUAAAAGCAUAUUUAACAAAAUGGAUAAAGACCCCAUUGCAACAUACGAGUGUAAACAAAAUGUGUAUCACUUAUUAAUUAAUGGAAAUAUAGAUAAAAAAAACUCCAUUUUUUUAUUUAAAAAUUUUAUAUUUCAAGAUAAAAUAAUAUUUAAUGUAUAUAAUUCUGGAACUGUUUGCCGAUUAAUAUUACCAUUAUUAUGCUUAUAUAUAUGUAAGCAAAAUUUAAAAGCAAAAAAUGAAAAAAAAAAAUUAUUAAAGUUUAUUAUUUUAAAAGGAAAUAAACAAAUGGAAUCUGUUCGAAUUAUAAGUCCAUUAGUUAAAGUGAUUCAAAAAUCUUUUAAAUAUAUAAAAAUUAUUUAUCUAAAAAAAAAAAAUUAUUUACCUAUUCAAAUAUCUGUAAAAACAGAGGAAUUAAAAAGUUAUAAUAUCUUUUUGUCAAAUAAUAUGCUUAUUAAUAAUUCAGUAUCGAGCCAAUUCGUAUCCUCUAUGCUAUUAAUUUCACCUUUUUCAGAAACAAGCACAUGCAUACAUUUGCUAUAUAAAAAAGUUCGUAAAAAAGUUUGUAAAAGGGGUUGUAAAAAAGGGUGCAGCAUAUAUAGGGAUAGAUUCUUUAAAAUACGGACGACCAAAAUUAAUUAUUACAACUCAUUGAGUAGUGUUUUUAAAAAUGUUUAUAGAAAGAGUUUGAAUCCAAAUGAAUUGCUACAUUACAAAUGUAGUUAUAACAAAGCAUUUUUAGAAAUUGUUCAUAAAAAAAAUAAAAAAUUUGAUAAUAAUAAAAUGUGUGUAAAGGGUAAAGAAGUAUGGAAUGAAAGUAAACAAAGUGAAGAAGAGACCAUAAUAAAUAUAAAUAAAUCGAGCCGUUUUUUAAAAAAAUUAAAUAAAACAUAUUUUGAAACUACCUCAAAAUCUUUUAUCGAUUUAACUGUGAAUGUAAUGAAAUUAUGGGGUGUAAAAGUUUGUGUAAAAAAUUGUAACUAUAUCAUAAAAAAGGGAGAUGUAUCAAAAAAAUGUUCCCCUUUUCCCUACUUUUUAGCAAAGAAAAAAGUAAAAGAAAAAGCAAAAGAAAAAGCAAAAGAAAAAGCAAAGAAAAAACCUGUACAACAUCAUAAAAAAAGCUAUUGGAAAAACAUGUGUAGAUAUACUUAUUUUAGUUGUUCUAAAUUAAAGAGACAUAGUCGGAAUGUAAGCAAAAAUAUUAUUAAAAAGGUUAAGUACUACAAGAUAGGAAUCAUAUAUGAGCAAAAUAAAAGAAAUAUUUAUACUGAUAAAAUAGAGAGAAAUAUAACAGUUUUAGACACAUCACAUUUAAAUGGUACUAAUGUUCCUUAUAAGCAUACAUACAUAAUAUGCAACGAUUUAGGACUUUAUUUUUAUUUUAUUGUUGGAUGUAUAAUAAAAAAAAUAAAUUGUAGUUUUGUUUUAAACUUAUGUCUAAACAAUGUUAUAAUGAAAAGAGUGAGCCUAAAAUAUUAUAAAAUAAAAUAUGUAAUGACUCAAAAAAAUGUACAAAAUUAUUUUUUACUAAAUUUGUUAUUACUAUUCGGAGUGGGCAUAUAUAUAAAAAGGGAAUCGUCGGAAAACGUCAGACUAUUUUUAAUCAUGUCAAAGGGGGUGCAUAUAAGAAUAGAGAAAAAACUAUAUAGACAUUAUGUAAAAAGGAAAAAAGAAAUUGUCAAAGUUAGCAAACAAGAUAAGCAUAGUACUGACUCAAUGUUUGAGCCAAAAAAUAAAAUAAAAUAUCAUGUCUUUGAAAAGAUGUACAUAAAUUAUUACUUUAAUGAUGUAAGAAGAUUAUUAACAAAAAUAGUUAUAGAUGCAGAAUAUUUUUCAGAUGAUUUUUUUCCAAUUUGUGUUUUAUUUUGUUAUUAUUUAAUUAUUCAUAAAAGUGAAAAUAUAAUAUUUAAAAUAAAAAAUAUACAUAAUCAGGAUAUUAAAGAGUCAAUACGUAUAAACAAUGUUGUAUAUAUACUUAAGAUGUGUUUCCAAAAUUUAGUUUUUAUUUCAUGUGACAGUAACAGUAUAUACAUUACAAGGAUUAGAAAUUGUAUAGACAAUUGCUUAUUCAGUAUAAAUAAUAAUAAAAAGUAUUUGAACUGUUCUAAAAUGAAUUAUAAAAAAAAUAUAAUGUUUUACAACAACUCUAAAUAUGUAAUGAGCAGUAAUAAUAUAUUAUACUUAUUUAUAGAUACAAGAAAUGAUCACCGAAUUAUUUUUAUGACUACUAUAUUGUCACUUAUUUUUCAAAAUAUUUUAAUUGAUAAUUGUUUUCAAAUUAAAAAAAGUUAUCCUGAAUUUUAUGAACAUAUCAAGUUAAAACAUACUUCACCGAUUUAG